UAGCAACAUAGGCUAACGCCAUGUUCUCCCACGCGGUAACGAACUUCAUAGAAGCAGAAAAAUGGCCAAUAGUGUAUAUUUCUCGUUGUUAGUCGAUGAAGUGCAAUUUUGAAGUUCUACAUCUCUACGAAAUGUGCAUGUGCAAUUGUGUACGCGAAAACGUAUACAGCGUUCGUCGUGAAAACAUAACUUGAAUAAAGAAUUAAAAUCUUUGAAACGUCAUAAUAUGGCGAGUCCUUCACCGCAGUCUUCACCUAUGCCACCUCCACAAGCUCCAAGUCCAAUGGGUCCACCUCAACAAGCACCAUCUCCAUCCAAUGCACAAGGUAGUCCAAUGGGACCACCACAGCAUCAUCCUCAUAGUCCAACACAAAGUUAUCAAGGAGGCCCACCUAUAUCAUCAGGAGGACCAUCUAUGUCGCAGCCACCUCAGCAAUCGCCGUCUCAGCAACAAAAUUAUCCACCUCAUCCACAGCAAAUGCCCCCUAAUAUGGGUCCACAGAAUCAAGGUCCAGGUGGUUCAAUCGGACAAGGACCUACAUCUCAGCAAGGCCCUGGAGGACCAUUAGUGUCAAGUCAAAUUGGACCGAAUGGACCACAGAGUGCACCUCACAUGAUGCAAACCGGCCCAAAUCAGAUGAGUUCUAAUGGACCAGGACAAAUGGGUCCUGGUACUUCUGGGCAAAUGGGUCCCGGUGGACCUGGACAGAUGGGUCCCGGUGGACCUGGGCAGAUGGGUCCCGGUGGACCUGGGCAGAUGGGUCCCAAUGGACCUGGACAGAUGGGCCCUGGUGGACCUGGACAAAUGGGUCCUGGUGGACCUGGGCAGAUGGGUCCUGGUGGACCUGGACAAAUGGGUCCCGGUGGACCUGGGCAGAUGGGUCCUGGAGGACCAGGACAGAUGGGUCCGUCUCAUAUGGUACAGGGAGGAGGGCCUCCUGUUGCAUCUCACAUGAGUCAAGCUGGUCCAGGACAAAUGGGUCCAGGUAGUGGACCUGUUCCAGGCCCUCAAAUGGGCGCCGCAGGACCCCAAAACUCGCAAAUGGUUCCCGGAGGUCCCGGACACAUGAGCGGACCUCCAAGUCAUAUAAACGCAAGUGGACCACAAGGACCAGGUCAUAUACCGGCCAGUGGUCCAUCUGGUCCAGGACAUAUGGGCGCGGGACCGCCAGGAUCAGGGCACAUGAACGCCAGCGGACCACCUGGAUCCGGACAUAUGAAUGCAACUGGUCCUCCCGGACCAGGCCACAUGAACACUAGUGGACCUCCUGGACCAGGCAGCCAUAUGAGCACUGGUCCUCCUAUUCCGAGUCAUAUAAACGCUAGCGGUCCGUCUGUUUCUACGCAUAUGAACGCAAGUGGUCCAGGAAGUCACAUGGGUCCUGGCGGACCUGGCCAAAUACCUGUAGGUGGUCCCGCAGCACACAACAUAGGUCCUGGAGGUCCGAAUCCAAUGGGUCCUAGUGGUCCUAAUCAGAUAAUACCAAGCAGUCAAGCACAAAUGGGACCAAGCGGACCAAUGGGUCCUGUUGGACCGGCAGGACAAAUUUGUCCGAACGGACCUGGACAAAUGGGUCAUAAUGGAUCAUCGCAGAUGGGUCCAAACGGUCCUACGCAGAUGGGCAUGGGCGGUCCAACCGGACAAAUGGGUUUGAAUGCUCCAGGUGGACAAAUGGGUCCCGGAGGGCCAGGUAACCAAAUGGGCCCAACCGGAGCGGGUAACCAAAUGGGAUCAGGUGCGCAGGGGAAUCAGAUGGGACCUUCCGGUCCAACAGGUCAAAUAGGACCUGGAAGCGGACCUGUGGGACAAUUAGGACCAAGUUCUCUCGGUCAAAUGGGUCCAGGUGGUGCGCCAAAUAACGUACCGAUGACGACAAGUAGCGGACCUGUUGGUACUAUGGGUCCGGGAAGUGGGCCUAAUGGACCUACUGGAGUCAAUACAGUUAGUGGGCCCGGUGGGCAGAUGACUUCCAGCAGCGGUCCCGGGGGACAGAUUGGCUCGGCAGGUCCCGGAGGUGGCUCUGGUGGUCAAAUGGGAUUAGGGAACGGUCCCGGAGCACAAAUAAAUUCUGGCAAUGCAUCUGGUGGUCAAAUGGGACCAGGUGGAACGCAAAUGGGACACGGUGGUAAUGGACCUGGAGGGCAAAUUGGACCAGUAAGCGGACAGAUGGGACCAGCAAGUGGUCCUGCUAGUCAAAUAGGACCAGGAGGACAACUUUCAUCCGGCGGACCAGGACAGAUGAUGCAAGGAGGUCCUGGUACUCAGAUGGGUCCGAGCACUCCGAGUAAUCAAAUAGUACCUGGUGGACCUAAUAGUCAAAUGGGACCGUGCGGUCCGAAUACUCAAAUCGGCCACGGAAAUGCAACUGGACAAAUGGGACCUAAUGGACCAACUGGUCAGCCUUCCACCACUCAGAUAGGUCCAAGUACUCAAAAUCAAAACCAAGUUCCCGGCAGCACGGCGCCUAUAGGCUCGGGUGCUCCGGUGAAUCAAAUGAGUCAAACUGGAAGCGGACAGAUCGGCCCUACAGGACCUACAGGACCUCCUGGGCCUGGUCAAGAAAAUUUGAACGCACUUCAAAAAGCGAUCGAUUCUAUGGAAGAGAAAGGUCUACAGGAAGAUCCACGGUAUUCGCAGUUAUUAGCUCUGAGAGCUCGUCAAGGUAGCGGAAUGGGCGAGAAACAAUCUUUUAGCUCACAACAAUUACAGCAGUUGCGUGUUCAAAUAAUGGCGUACAGAUUGCUCGCAAGAAAUCAACCACUAUCGCAACAUCUUGCUCUUGCUGUACAAGGUGGAGCUCCACCUCCUCCAGGGAUAGGUCAACGCCCUAUAGAUCCGUCUCAGACCCCUGCUGCAACAGCUGGACCACAAAUUCCAGGUCCAAAUGUCAUUGGUCCUGCAGGUGUGACGAGGUCAAGUUGUCAAACGCCACAACAACAACAACAGCAACCACAACCAGGCACUAAGACCAACAGAGUGACAAGCGUUGCGAAACCGGCUGGAUUAGAUCCAUUGUUGAUACUACAAGAAAGAGAAAACAGAGUCGCAUCUCGUAUAUCACUUCGGAUGGAACAACUCAGUAAUUUGCCGACAAAUAUGCCUGAGGAUCUGCGUAUACAGGCCCAGAUCGAACUACGCAUGCUUAGAGUACUAAACUUUCAGAGACAAUUGAGAUCAGAGAUUUUAGCGUGUACUCGAAAAGAUACUACUUUAGAAACUGCAGUAAAUGUGAAAGCUUAUAAACGUACGAAACGGCAAGGAUUACGCGAGGCUAGGGCUACCGAAAAAUUGGAGAAGCAACAGAAAUUAGAAGCAGAACGUAAACGCAGACAAAAACAUCAAGAAUUUCUUACUUCUGUACUUCAACAUGGAAAAGACUUUAAAGAAUUUCACCGUAAUAAUGUUGCAAAGUUGGCUAGGCUUAAUAAAGCAGUGCUUAACCACCACGCAAAUGCUGAACGAGAGCAAAAGAAAGAACAAGAACGUAUUGAAAAGGAGCGUAUGCGUCGUUUAAUGGCAGAAGACGAAGAGGGAUAUAGAAAAUUAAUUGAUCAAAAGAAAGACAAACGUUUAGCAUUCUUGUUGUCUCAAACCGACGAGUAUAUAAGUAAUUUGACGGAAAUGGUCAAGCAACAUAAAAUGGAACAAAAGAGAAAGCAAGCUGAAGAACAAAAGCGUAAGAAGAAAAAGAAGAAGUUGCAAGAUGGUGAAACCGGUGAAGAUGGUGCGACCAACGAUGAUACACGUGUUGGUGUAAUAGAAACAUCCACUGGUCGCACACUCACUGGUGAUGAAGCACCUUUAAUGAGUCAACUGUCAGCAUUCUUGGAAGCUCAUCCAGGGUGGGAACCAAUUGAAUCAGACAGUGAAGAAGAUGAGGAAGAUGAUGAAGAGGAUAAUGGAAAUGAGAGCGAGGAUAAAUCUGAUGGCAAGGAUAAAUCUACUGGCGAUUCUGAAGAAGAGAAAGUGAAAAAAACAAUACACAAAGCAAAAGUGGAGGAUGACGAAUAUAAAACAGAAGAACAGACGUACUACAGCAUCGCACAUACCAUUCGUGAAGUAGUUACAGAGCAGGCAACCAUUAUGGUGAAUGGAAAAUUAAAGGAAUAUCAGAUCAAGGGUUUGGAAUGGUUAGUAUCGCUGUUCAACAAUAACCUGAACGGUAUCUUGGCAGACGAAAUGGGUCUCGGUAAAACAAUUCAAACAAUUGCUCUGGUAACAUAUCUUAUGGAGAAGAAGAAAGUCAACGGCCCAUUCCUUAUCAUUGUUCCUCUAUCAACAUUGUCAAAUUGGGUUCUUGAAUUUGAGAAAUGGGCACCAAGCGUCGUCGUAGUAUCAUACAAAGGUUCUCCAGCUGGCAGAAGAACGAUACAGUCUCAAAUGCGAGCUACAAAGUUCAAUGUCUUGUUAACAACUUAUGAAUAUGUUAUCAAAGAUAAAGGCGUGUUAGCUAAACUGCAAUGGAAGUAUAUGAUCAUCGACGAAGGACAUAGAAUGAAAAAUCAUCAUUGCAAACUUACUCAAGUACUGAAUACGCAUUACUUGGCUCCUCAUCGAUUACUUUUGACAGGCACACCCUUGCAAAACAAAUUGCCAGAAUUGUGGGCUCUUCUAAAUUUUUUGCUACCCUCAAUCUUCAAAUCCUGCAGUACAUUCGAGCAAUGGUUUAAUGCUCCUUUUGCAACCACUGGUGAAAAGGUGGAACUUAACGAAGAAGAAACUAUUUUAAUUAUUCGUCGUUUACACAAAGUUUUGCGGCCUUUCUUAUUGAGACGUUUGAAGAAGGAAGUAGAGUCACAGUUACCUGAUAAAGUAGAAUAUAUUAUCAAAUGCGACAUGUCUGGCCUUCAGAAAGUACUUUAUAAACAUAUGCAAAGCAAGGGUGUAUUAUUAACUGAUGGGUCAGAAAAAGGUAAACAAGGAAAGGGUGGUGCCAAAGCUCUUAUGAAUACCAUCGUUCAGCUCAGGAAAUUGUGCAACCAUCCAUUUAUGUUCCAAGCUAUAGAAGAGAAAUACUGUGAACAUGUAGGAACACAAGGUUCUGGUGUUAUUACUGGACCCGAUCUAUAUCGUGCAUCUGGAAAGUUCGAGCUCCUCGAUCGUAUUCUUCCUAAAUUGAAGGCUACGAAUCACAGAGUUUUACUGUUUUGUCAAAUGACUCAAUUAAUGACAAUUAUGGAAGAUUAUUUGAGUUGGCGAGGAUUUAUGUAUUUACGAUUGGACGGUACAACGAAGGCGGAAGACAGAGGUGAUCUUUUGAAAAAGUUCAAUGAUCCCGGAUCGGAAUAUUUCCUUUUCUUGUUGUCUACACGUGCUGGUGGUCUUGGUUUAAAUCUUCAAGCUGCUGAUACAGUUAUUAUCUUCGAUUCUGAUUGGAAUCCUCAUCAGGAUCUGCAAGCUCAAGACAGAGCACAUCGAAUAGGACAAAAGAACGAAGUACGUGUACUUCGAUUAAUGACUGUAAAUUCUGUUGAAGAACGAAUAUUAGCAGCGGCUAGAUAUAAAUUAAACAUGGACGAGAAGGUUAUUCAGGCCGGAAUGUUUGAUCAGAAGUCUACUGGAUCUGAGCGACAACAGUUUCUUCAGAGUAUCUUACAUCAAGAUGACGCUGAGGAUGAAGAAGAAAAUGAAGUGCCCGAUGACGAAACUGUGAAUCAAAUGAUUGCUAGGACAGAAGGUGAAUUCGAAAUAUUCCAGAAAUUGGAUGUAGAACGCGAGGAGGCCAAUAUGGGCCCGAAUCGCAAGUCACGAUUAUUGGAGGAAGCCGAAUUGCCUGACUGGUUGGUGAAAGAUGAUGAUGAGGUAGAAAGGUGGACAUAUGAAGAGGACAAAGACAGAUUCCUUGGAAGAGGUUCAAGGCAACGUAAAGAAGUUGAUUACUCUGACAGUUUGACUGAGAAGGAGUGGUUGAAGGCAAUCGAUGAUGACGGCGCAGAGUAUGAAGAGGAAGAGGAAGAUGAUAAGAAGAAGAAAAAGACACGAAAACGAAAGAAAAAGGGUGAGGAAGAUGAUGAGCCGAUGCCGAAGAAACGAAGAGGUGGCGGAGCUUUGGUUGAUCCCAAAAUGAAACAGGCUAUGAAGAAGUUAAUCAUGUUAGUUGUUAAUUACACUGAUAGUACUGAUGGCCGAGUAUUGAGUGAACCUUUUAUGAAAUUACCAUCACGAAGGGAAUUGCCAGACUAUUAUGAUAUCAUUAAGAAACCUUUGACUAUUAAUAAAUUGUUGCAGAAAAUCGAAGAAGGCAAAUAUGCUGAUUUCGAUGAGCUUGAGAAAGAUUUUAUGCAACUUUGUAAGAAUGCACAAAUUUAUAACGAAGAAGCAUCUCUUAUUCAUGAGGAUUCAAUAGUGUUGCAAUCUGUUUUCACAAAUGCACGUCAGCGCCUUGAAGAAGAAGGUAAUAAUUCCGACGGAGAUGAUAAAGAUGGCGAAGAAGGCUCAGACGCGGACUCCAGCGUAAGAAUGAAAAUUAAAUUAAAAGGCAGAAAAGGCGAGGGAAGGGGUGGUCGUAGAAAGCGAGUUACUAAGAAAUAUAUAUCCGACGACGAGGAUGAUGCUGAUGAUAAUUAA
This is a messenger RNA of Odontomachus brunneus, 6568 nucleotides long. It is a transcript of the gene brm, whose product is annotated as ATP-dependent helicase brm. Lineage: Eukaryota; Metazoa; Arthropoda; Insecta; Hymenoptera; Formicidae. Gene Ontology annotation, biological process: positive regulation of transcription by RNA polymerase II. Gene Ontology annotation, cellular component: nucleus. Gene Ontology annotation, molecular function: ATP binding; ATP-dependent chromatin remodeler activity; histone binding. The record is from RefSeq and is a predicted model, not a curated record. The coding region runs from base 227 to 6568 and encodes 2113 amino acids. The transcript is spliced from 18 exons.